AUGGAAGAUAGGUAUAGUUAUUCCAAGAAAAGCAGUGGUGCACCAUGGAGAUCCUUGAGAGAUGGGGAUUUUCAGGAAGAAGAUGUAGGGGAAGCUCUCAGGGAAAGUAAAGAUUCAACUUCCAACAUUGCUGUUACAAGACAUCUCCCAAGUGCUGCAAGAAUGAUCGCAAGAUCUUUGUCUGCAAUCAGCCAUGUCUCUACAAAGAUGAGGAAUGGUUCAUGGCAUGAUGAUGAUGAUGAAGAAUAUAAGACCAAGCUCCCACCACAUGAAAUUAUUGCAAGGAGGCUUGCAAGGAGCCAGAUUCCAUCCUUCUCAGUGUUGGAAGGUGUUGGUAGAAAACUCAAAGGGAGGGAUUUGAGGAAAAUGAGAAAUGCUGUCUUAACAAAAACAGGUUUCCUUGAAUAA
Hibiscus syriacus is the source of this 408-nucleotide messenger RNA. RefSeq lists its product as uncharacterized. The transcript is spliced from 2 exons. Lineage: Eukaryota; Viridiplantae; Streptophyta; Magnoliopsida; Malvales; Malvaceae. The coding region runs from base 1 to 408 and encodes 135 amino acids. The record is from RefSeq and is a predicted model, not a curated record.